Haemorhous mexicanus (house finch) is the source of this 4700-nucleotide messenger RNA. It is a transcript of the gene WASHC1, whose product is annotated as WASH complex subunit 1. The transcript is spliced from 11 exons. Gene Ontology annotation, cellular component: WASH complex; recycling endosome; early endosome. The record is from RefSeq and is a predicted model, not a curated record. Gene Ontology annotation, biological process: exocytosis; retrograde transport, endosome to Golgi; Arp2/3 complex-mediated actin nucleation. Gene Ontology annotation, molecular function: alpha-tubulin binding; actin binding; gamma-tubulin binding. NCBI's taxonomy places the organism in Eukaryota, Metazoa, Chordata, Aves, Passeriformes, Fringillidae. The coding region runs from base 2264 to 3694 and encodes 476 amino acids.
AGGAAGGGAAGGCAGGCAAUUAGCAGAGUGUUUGUGGUCAGUUGUAUAUGCUGCCCUGGAAUCAGAUCAAUUGUUCAUUACAGCAUCUGUCUGUCUCCAUUACUGCUGUGAGCCAAAGGUGGCAGUUGCAGAGGGGAUUAUCUGAUUAACUUUAGAUAUCAACAUCUGUCUGUCAAAAUGAGCUUUAUGUAUUCAGCUGGAGGAAAUAAAUUUCAGGCUGUGCAUUGAGGACAGGGCUUUCUCAGCAAGGUGAUGCAGUGAGGGAGGCUGCCUGUGCUUCACAAACAGAGCUCUGUGUUGAGGGGAAAGAUUGUCCUGAAGACAGUAGUGGCUUAGAGGGAGUCUUAGCUUGUGGAGCUGGCAGGAUUGAAGUGCACCUCUAAAUUCUUUUAAGUCUCUACUUUUCAGAUUCUCUUUAAAAAAAGAAAUAAUGUAAUAGCAUUCUCUUUCUGGAGAGACAAUGUAAUUUGUUGUAUCUAAUCCAUCUUUAAAUGUCAGGUAUUUUGCCAAGGAGUUGCCACAUGCUAUUGUAAAGCUGGGCUCUGAGAUCUCAAAUUUUGGUUCUUUCUCGUAAGCUUAAGUGGAAUAUGCCAGUAGUGACAACCUAACAGAUCUAAGUGGCUCUGAGUAGUUUUUUGGAAGAGGGGAGUCUCCAGAUUUCACCUGUAGCUGCUGCCACAGGUCUUUCUUUCAAAGCAAAGUGUCUGAGCCAAAGUGUUUUUAACAAGCUCUGACUUCUUGAGAAGGAGGUGCCUUAAAUGCUGGGCUUGUGUUUUCAGAAGCAGAUUUUUGACAGUCCAGUGCUUUUCUCCACGUAGUCUUGCUGACUGUCAGGUGCCUCAGUGCUCUACUGCUUCUGCAGGGCCGUGGUGAGAUGUGAGGCUGGCUCCUUUUGAAAAGGGUUUGGCUGUUCAGGUUGUCCCAUAUCAAUGAGCCGUUGUGGGAGCAGGAGAUGCCCUGUAGGACUCAUUUUCUACACGGAGUUUUUGUUGCUGGUGCUCUUGUGAGGUAAUGCUGUACUGUAAGGAUAGGCUCAAAGGCUGAGGUUGAGCAAGUAUCCUCUAAAGCUGGAGGGGAGGAGCAGAAAUGGCUUUUACAGCUGUGGCUAAAGUAACCUUGUGAUGUAGAUUGGGCUAUGGUGUGCUCCUGCUGCUGAGAGGGAAGGAGAAUGAUGGCUUCUCAAGUUUUUCACUUUUCCUGCACCUGUUGCCAGUUUCUGUGUCUGGGGAACUCCAGCUCCUCUGUUUAAUUCACUCCUUGAUAGUGGGCAGGGUGGGACAGCUAGAAUGGACAGAGUCAUUUAGUUCCAGAAAUAGCACUGGGAGGCAAAAUCACAGCUGAUGCCAAGCACUCCAAAGAUGGAGAAACCCCUUUCUUGUCUAAAAUAGCUACUAGAGGUCUUAAGACCAAAGCAGUAACAUCUGCAAAGGAGUUUGAGGGUGCUACUAUGAGAGACAUCUAGUAACAUGAGCACCCUGGUGGAGUACAGCCUGCUACGGGGCCUAAUUAGGGUCUUAUUAAUGCUUUCUUUCAUCACUGCCUUCCAGCCUUCAGAUGGUGAUUAGACCUAUUUAUAGGGGCAGAGUUCCUUAAUAUACAGCACGGUGUACUUCUUGCCAAUCAAAUCAGUAGCAUCUGCAUCUUUGAUUGCUGCUUAAUAACAUUGUAGAAGAUUGUUAAUUAAAAAAUAUAAAUAGACCUUUCAUCCUCUUAACUUACCGAAGUGCUUCUCUCCUGUCCCCACCUUGCUUCCCCCAAAAAAGGUUAAAGUUGGAUUAGCACAGGGACUGUGGUGAGCCUCUCAUCUCACUGCUGGAAAUGCAUCCUGCUAUCCUAUCCAGGAGAGUUACCUCUUGUGUGCUCUGCUGGGGGACUAAAUUUCAUCACCUUCCAUGAAUGUCAGCACAGGGCAGAAUGAUUGUAUGCUGCAUGAGAAUAGACUUGUAUGUAGGCUCCUGUGCUGCAUUUGAGCAUUUUCUAGCUUUUGUUUCAGUGUCUACAUUUGUGUGUGUUUGUGCACACACUGCCUGAACAGCAUUUCAUAUGCAAUGGUAUAUUUUGCUUUUCUAGCUUUUCAAGUCUCUUUUUAAAAUACUGUUCUCUGUUUUUGCAGCUGGUAAACUCACAGGAGUGUGCUUCAUCUGUGGAGGGCAAGGUGUUAUGAUUAACUUUUUAUGUUGUUCUUAUUUUUUCCUUAGAGGAUUUAAUUCUGAUAUUUUGAUGGGACAGCCUCUAGGCAAGCCUCCAGAACAAUCAAGGUACAAUGGCCACAGUAGCCCAGAAGCACUAUUUGGAAGGGCAGACAUACUCAGUGCCCCUGAUCCAGCCAGACCUACGCAGGGAGGAGGCUGUGCAGCAGGUGGCAGAUGCACUUCAGUAUCUGCAGAAGGUGUCAGGUGAUAUCUUCAACAGGAUCUCUCAGCGGGUGGAGGCCAGCCGGGCACAGCUCCAGGCAAUUGGGGAGAGAGUCACACUCGCCCAGGCCAAGAUUGAGAAGAUAAAGGGCAGCAAGAAGGCUAUUAAGGUAUUUUCCAGUGCCAAGUAUCCAGCCCCUGAACGGCUGCAGGAGUACAGUUCAAUUUUUGCUGGUGCAGAAGACCCAGCUAAACAGAAAUGGCCAAGACACAAGAUUCAGAGCAAACACCAAAUGCUGGAUGAAAAAGCUCUGCAGGAAAAGCUCAAGUAUUUCCCUGUGUGCGUGAGCACCAAAAUUCACCAGGAGGAUGAUGCAGAAGAAGGCCUUGGCAGCCUUCCCAGGAACAUCAGCUCCCUCAGCUCCCUGCUACUCUUCAAUACCACCGAGAACCUGUACAAGAAGUAUGUGUUCCUGGAUCCCCUGGCUGGAGCAGUGACCAAGACCCAUGUGGCUCUAGAAACAGAGACAGAAGAGAAGCUCUUUGAUGCACCUCUCUCCAUCACCAAAAGGGGACAGCUAGACCGACAGGUCGCUGAAAAUUACUUCUAUGUGCCAGAUCUGGGCCAGGUCCCUGAGAUUGAUGUGCCCUCCUACCUGCCAGACCUGCCUGGCAUUGCUGCAGACCUCAUGUACAGCGCUGACCUGGGCCCUGGCAUUGCACCCUCUGCCCCCAGCAGUGCUAUUCCAGAGCUGCCCACUUUCAACACUGAGUCGGUGGAGCCUUUGCAACCAGAUCUUCAAGAUGCUAAGCUGUUGCCACCUCCUCCCCCUCCACCUCCCCCACCGCCUCCUGUUAUGCCAGCUCCGGUGCCUCCUCCACCGCCCUUGCCCCAGCCCACAGCACCCUUGGAACCAGCUCAGGCAGUCAGCGAGGAGAGCAGCAGCACAGUGCCUGCAGCUUCAGUCCAAGGAGCCCCAAAGGAGGUGGUAAACCCCUCUACUGGGCGUGCCAGUCUCUUGGAGUCCAUCCGCCAGGCCGGGGGCAUUGGGAAGGCCAACCUUCGCAGUGUCAAGGAGAGGAAGCUGGAGAAAAAGAAGCAGAAGGAACAAGAACAAGUGAGAGCUACAGGACAAGGUGGAGAUUUGAUGUCAGACCUCUUCAACAAGCUGGUGCUGAGGCGCAAAGGUAUUUCAGGGAAAGGCCCAGGAGCCUCUGGGAACAUGGAUGCUCCUGGCAGUCCUGCUGGUGCCUUCGCUCGUAUGUCGGACUCAAUACCACCCCUCCCACCCCCACAGCAGCCCGUGGGUGAGGAGGAUGAGGAUGACUGGGAGUCAUAGAUGGGAUCCAUUGAGUAUUAGUGUGAAACUAUUGCUGUCUGAAAAGUUUCCAUGAAGUUGAAGGAAGCAGGUCCUUACUGCCUUCACUUUGGUAAAAGUGAGAAGUGUCAUUAAUUAAUUGUGUGUAAAGGGAAAGCCCAGCUGUCCAGCCAUACAGCCCAGCACCACAGGCUGGAGGGCACCAGCUGCUAGAAGCAGGUGCUCCCCUCCCUGAAGGCAGAACUUGUGCAGACCACAGGGUUUGGACCUACUCAAGGGGCAGGUGACUCACAAUGGAAGUUUCUCAGAGGCUGUUUCUCAGAGCUGUUUCUUUCCCUGUGGGGCUAAUUAACAUACAGGGAGUAGGUCACAGCUCUGUGCCAUAAGUACUUUCUUCCUUGUGAAGAGCCUGGAGAGGCAGCAUCGAGCUGCUGAAACUGGAAAAGAAGCAAACAGGGCUCCUGGGAUGAGACUUGCUCAGGAUGACAGAGGUAGCUGGGAAAAGCUGAGAGAAUUAUGUGGCUGGCCCUCCAGCACUCACUCAUAACCCUGGAAAGAACCCCAGAAAAGUUAAAUUUAAGAAGUAACUUUGAAUUCAGAAACUUAGGAGUUAAAAAGAGCAGAGCAAUACUGUGCUUAAAUAUGAUCAAAGGAGAAGUGCUGUAUUGUGGCCAUAUCUUUAUUGCCCUUGUAAGAAUGAACUGCUUCAAUCUAUUGGCUGCUUGAAGCAAGGCAGAAAGAGGGUGAGAAAAAAUGUUACCCACAGCUGCUCCAUUACCACUCUGUGUUAUUCCAAUAUGACAUAAAUUAGUAACCUGCUAGUCUGCAAUUCCUGUGAAAAGCUCAAUGAUGGCAUUGGUCAGUCAGGCCACCUACACUUGGUGGUUGAUGGGGAAAAAACCAUAUGUGUUCAGUCAAAAUAAUUACUCCCCACACUUAAGUGUACUUAAAUAAUACUCGCCAUACUUGAGUGUUUUUAUUGAAAGUAUUUAAUCAAUUUAAAUAAAACCUUAACAGCUGUAAAGAA